UAAACACAUUUUAAAAAACAUAGCCCGGAUAAUAACACACAUGGAAUUGCCACUCUGUUUAUCCAAUGCGUGAAAGUGAUAGGCAACCAACCGUCGAUAUUCACUGAGGAGUAUUUCUUUAUUUUCAUAACAUAUAUAGAAAAAGCUGUUGCCAUGACGACAGACGAGGCGACAGAGCGACAGCAGCAAAAGAAGCCCAGCCAGCAGGAGGCAGAGCAGCAUCAGGCCACGCCCCCUGACCACGGGCCCUCUGAGUCCCAUGCUUCCAGCACUCCCGUCACCUCGCCCCUAAGCCCCGGCUCGCCCUCCUCACCCCAGGAGGAGGUGCAGCUGAGACCCCGCCAGCGCACCUCGGCCGACCGUGGCCUCUCGCGACUCUUCUCCUCUUUCCUGAAGAGGAGGUCUCAGUGCGAGGGGGACGGGGGAGAGAAGGGGGAGAAAGGAGGGGUCGGGGGUGAAGCCAAGGCGCCCAUCGCUGACUGUGAGCCGGAGCUCAGGAUCGAGGGGGAUCAGAACCUCGACCUGCACUCACUCAGCAGCAACGAGGCUCAGCCUGUCCAGGUAGACCAGAAGGAAGACCCCGAGAAAGACUCGGAGGACGAGGGGGGAGAGACGGACAAGGAGAAAAGACAAGAGGACAGUGCCCAGGAGAAGGAGAAAAAGGAGGAGGACCCUGAGGGAGUGGGAGAAGGAAGAGAGGGCGAGGAGGGGGAGGGAGAGAAAGGGCUAAAGGAGAAGAUAGCGGAGGAAGACGCUCAACCUCCUAAGGCUCCCCGUCGACCCAGGAUCAUGCAAAUUAAAGUUACACUGCUGGACGACACUCUGUAUGAGUGUGAGCUGGAUAAACAUGCCAAAGGUGUGGAGCUGUUCACCAAGGUGUGUGACCACCUCAACCUGCUGGAGAGAGACUACUACGGUCUGGCCAUCUGGGAGUCGCCCUCCAUGAAGACCUGGAUGGAUUUCACCAAGGAGAUCCGCAGGCAGGUUCAAGGUGCAAAGUUAGACAAGAUCUGUGCAGACGCACAAUCAUGUACAGGCACCAAUUAUGACUUUACCUUCAAUGUGAAGUUCUAUCCACCCGACCCAGCCCAGCUUUCUGAAGACAUCACCAGGUACUACCUGUGUCUCCAGCUGCGUAAGGACAUCCUGGGGGGCCGUCUACCCUGCUCCUUUGUCACACUGGCCCUUCUGGGAUCCUACGCACUGCAGUCCGAGCUGGGGGAGUACGACCCAGAGACACACGCACCUGACUACGCCAAGGACCUGAGGCUGGCCCCGGGACAAACCAAGGGACUGGAGGAGAAAGUCAUGGAGUUGCAUAAGACAUACAGGUCGAUGAGUCCAGCACAGGCAGACAUGGCCUUUCUGGAGAACGCCAAGAAACUAGCCAUGUACGGAGUGGACCUGCACCAGGCCAAGGAUCUAGAUGGAGUGGACAUCAUGCUGGGUGUUUGUUCUGGGGGUUUGAUGGUCUACAAGGACAAGUUGAGGAUCAACCGGUUCCCCUGGCCUAAAGUCCUCAAGGUCUCCUACAAACGCAGCAGCUUCUUCAUCAAGAUACGCCCCUCAGAGCAGCUGGAGCAUUACGAAAGUGCCAUUGGUUUCAAACUGCCAAACUACAAGGCCUCCAAGAAGCUGUGGAAAGUGUGUGUGGAGCAUCACACCUUCUUCAGGUUGACCUCUACUGAGGUGGCUACCACUCCCAGGAAGUUCCUAGUGCUGGGUUCUAAGUUCCGCUAUAGUGGGCGGACCCAGGCCCAGACCCGCCAGGCCAGCUCUAUGAUUGACAGGCCAGCCCCCCUAUUCCAACGCUCGGCCAGCAAGAGGAACUCACGCAGCAUGGACGAAGCCAUGGUGUCCACUCCAGACAAGAGCACUCGUCCUGUCAGUGCUCCCAUCAUGUCCCCCAUCUCUCCCGGGGAUGUCGCACCGUCCCCUGUGACCUCGGGCCUGCCUCGCGGUGAGCGGCGAGAAGCCUCCACCCCCACGGUUCGCAAGUCCCGCUCAGCAGAGAGGAAAACCAAAGAAGAGGCCAAGGUGGAGAGCAAGGUGACAGAGGUCUCCAAGACACAGAGCUCCAGACCACAGUCCACCCCAGAGUUCAAGAGGGAGGGAGCCAGGAGGAGUAGGCAUCAUGCCCCUGCAGUCACCACCACCACCAACGGGACAGAGAGAGAGAGAAAGAGCCAGCAGCAUUCGUCCCGAGAGAGAACCGACACGGAGACGGUGCGAGUGAGGAAGAAAAGAGCUAAGAAACUUGAGGGUGAAACUAUUUAUAUCAGGCAUAGCAAUUUAAUGUUGGAGGACCUGGAUAAGACCCAGGCAGAGAUUAUGCGUCACCACACCAGUAUCAGUGAGCUGAAGAGAAGCUUCAUGGAGUCUGUUCCGGAGCCGCGGCAGAGCGAGUGGGACAAACGCCUGUCCACCCACUCACCCUUCCGCACGGCCAGCAUCAACGGACAGCUGCAGCCAGGCACUGACGGGCCUAACGUGGUGAAAACACAGACAAUCACCAUCUCCGACGUGUCUAACUCCCUGCGAGGAGACGUCUCUAACAAGGAGGUCCCCAUCGUGCACACUGAGACCAAGACCAUUACCUACGAGUCAGCGCAGUGUCUCCUUCAGCCCGUAGACAGCCAGGCAGAAAGGGACACUGGAGUGCUGCUGAGUGCCCAGACCAUCACCUCAGAGACAGUCAGUACAACCACCACCACUCAAAUCACCAAGACGGUGAAAGGAGGCAUCUCAGAGACUCGCAUUGAGAAGAGGAUUGUGAUAACUGGAGACACAGAGAUUGAUCACGACAAGGCUCUGGCCCAGGCUAUCAAGGAGGCGAAGGAGCAGCACCCGGACAUGUCUGUGACCAAAGUGGUGGUGCACCAGGAAACAGAGAUCACCCCCGAUUAACCCCAGGCUCACCUUUCCUAUGACCAGCUGGGGGCCAAAACUACCACGGCGCCUGAGGAAGGUGAACUCACACACAUCCCCCGCCCGCCCUGACCUUCUCAGCUUGUUUCACCGCCAUUCCUGCUUGUUUACCUCAGAGACCCCCCCACCCCCACCUUGGGAACAGACACCAGACACACACACCACACCAGACUGGACCGGUCCAACCUGCCAGAAAGAACAAGCUUCACUUUUCAACUAUGAACUUUGAACCUCCCAACCAAUGGAGUUCAACUGAAGGAAAAGGGAACAAACAGAACUCUCCAAAAAAACUCCCAGAAUUCCCUAGGACUACCCACAAUCCCUCUCUCUCUCUCUCUUUCACUCUCUUCCACUCCACUGCCAAAUCCCAAACAACCAAACUGGAUUUUUGUAAACAAUAAAAAAUUUGAAAUAAAAUAUUAUAAUUUUUUUCCUCUUUCUCCAAUUUGUCUGGAGAUUUUAACAAGAAUUUUCAAAGGACAUUUGGUCUUUAAAUUGUGUAGAGAUUGCAGGGACUUUGUUGAUAUUUUUCUAAGACUUUUCUUAUUGCCGUAAUUGGAAGUCAACUUUGAAGGGACUUUUAUUCUGAAGUGGGAUGAUAGCAAGGGAUUUUGGGUGAUCCCUCUUCAAAUCAAACUUUUACAACCAAGUUUGGUUUCAUCUCUUGUACAGUACAAAAAGUUAUAUUUUCCCUCUCAAUGUGAAAAGUAUUUUUUAAAUUUAAGUGUUGAAAAUAUUUUAUUUCAUCCAAACUUUUUGAGGGGCCCUAUUUAAGUCUUUGUCGUCUUUUGAAGAUAUGACUUCAUUAUCUAUUCGUCUGGAGGAUUUUCACAUAUUUUUUGACUGUUUUAGGUUGUCUUUGUUGUUGUAGUUACACUGGGGGGGGGGGGGGGAAGGGGCUUCAUCAGGACUGAAGGGAGAGAAGCAGUGUAUUGACAUCACAUUUAUUAUAUUAUUGACAUCCUCUUUUAUUUCUGUGUAUUCAUGCAUCAUUUUAGAUCACCCUGACUUUACAGGUUUGUAGUUAGAUGUUUUCACACAGCAUUCCAAUCACCAGCUACAUAACAGUCAUUAAUUUAAACCGGGCAUGGCAGAGCAGUAGAGGCAACUUUACAAUGUCCUGCAUUAAUUUACCUGUAUUUCUACUUGUCUACCAAAGGGGGCAGUGUUUACUCAUUUAGAGAGAUGGACCACUACGCAGAAGAAGUCAGUUGGAGAACACUUCAUGCUAAAGGCCAAAUUUUUUUAAUUGGGGUUGAUUCGAGAAUCAAUGUUAAAGGCCCAAUGCUGUCAAAAAUGUGAUUUUUCUGUGUUUUAUAUUUCCACUCUAUGAGGUUGGAAUACUACUGUGAAAUUGUGAAAAUUAUGAAAAUGCCCUUUUAGUGUUUGAGCCGUUUGAACAGCCCAACUGAAAUUUCAACCUGUUUUGGUGGGAUGGAGUUUUGGCUUCAUCAGUCAGUUAAUUAGAGUUCCAAACCUCUCUGCCAAUAACAACUCGUUUCCAUUUUCCUCCUCCCAACUCAGGCCACGCCCAGACAGCCCUAGCAAAAAUUAUUGUUUGAGAAUUUGCUCUUUGCUAAGAAGCUAUUUUUGUUGAUUUUUUUUUACCAUUUUAAUUAAAAAACAAUCACAGUAAGGUAUUGUUACCCAGAAAGUAUGUGAUAUUGAGAUAAACAUAUAUAUUUUUUAAAGAGCUUAAAAAGUAAACAGAAAGUCUCAAUUGGGGAUUUUGGGAACACAUUCCCUCUGGGAGCCUCUUUGGUGUUCUCCUUUUAGAAGACUACUAGUUACAUCAGCACAAAAUGAAGUUAUUGUUAUCCUUAUCUGUUUACUCCCAUGCCUUUUAUCUGUGAAGAAUACAAAUUUAAUUGAUCCUCCUGUGACGUACACACUGUCCCUUUAAGAAACAACCCAAUAUGUAAGCAAAGAGUACGGUACACAUAGUUUUUAAAUGUUUUGGUCUAGUUUAAAAACAUGAUGUUGUUUUAGGACACAUAAUAUUACAAUGUUCAAUAUC
Oncorhynchus mykiss (rainbow trout) is the source of this 4945-nucleotide messenger RNA. The record is from RefSeq and is a predicted model, not a curated record. Lineage: Eukaryota; Metazoa; Chordata; Actinopteri; Salmoniformes; Salmonidae.